GGACCCAGGACAAUGGCUGCUACACAUGAUUUGGAGAUGGAGGAAGUGACCCUGAAUAUGGACAGAGAUGCGAAAGAAGAGCUGGAGGAAGAAAAGAGAAUGAAUGAGAACGAGGGAGGCAAAGACCCUUUGAAGAAGAAAAAGGUUCACAGGAUUGUUUCAAAAUGGAUGCUUCCCGAAAGUGUGCGGAAAACGUACCUGGAGAGAGCCAACUGCUUCCCACCUCCUUUGUUCGUCAUCUCUAUCAGCGUCGCUGAGUUGGCAGUGUUUAUUUACUAUGCUGUCUGGAAGCCUCAGAAGCAGUGGAUCACGCUGGACACCGGUAUCUUGGAGAGCCCCUUCACCUACAAUCCCCAGAAGAGGCAGGAAGCCUGGAGGUUUAUCUCAUACAUGCUGGUUCAUGCUGGAGUUCAGCACAUCUUGGGGAAUCUUAUUAUGCAGCUCAUUUUGGGUAUUCCCUUGGAAAUGGUCCACAAAGGUCUCCGAGUGGGGCUGGUGUACCUGGCAGGAGUGAUUGCAGGAUCCCUUGCCAGCUCCAUCUUUGACCCACUGAAAUUUCUUGUGGGUGCUUCAGGAGGAGUCUAUGCUCUCAUGGGAGGCUACUUUAUGAAUGUUCUAGUGAAUUUUCGAGAAAUGAUUCCUGCCUUUGGAAUUGUCAGACUACUGGCCAUCAUCCUUAUAGUUGGGUCAGACAUGGGAUUUGCUCUGUACAGAAGAUUCUUUGUCCCUGCAAAUGGGUCACCGGUGUCUUUUGCAGCUCACAUUGCAGGUGGAUUUGCUGGAAUGUCCAUAGGUUACACUGUGUUUAGCUGCUUUGACAAGGCCCUGCUGAAAGAUCCAAGGUUUUGGGUGGCGAUUGCAGCUUAUUUUGCUUGUGUUUUAUUUGCUGUGCUGUUCAACAUUUUCCUGUCUCCAGCAAACUGACCUGCUCUGUUAUAAAACAAUAAAGAGAGCCAUCUGGGAAAAAAGCUGGAGAAUCU
Molecule: messenger RNA, 980 nt
Organism: Condylura cristata (star-nosed mole)
Lineage: Eukaryota; Metazoa; Chordata; Mammalia; Eulipotyphla; Talpidae
Gene: RHBDL2
Product: rhomboid, veinlet-like 2 (Drosophila)
Exons: 7
Coding region: 13-924 (303 amino acids)
Cellular component (GO): membrane
Molecular function (GO): serine-type endopeptidase activity
Source: RefSeq, a predicted model, not a curated record